Molecule: messenger RNA, 1086 nt
Organism: Paramuricea clavata
Lineage: Eukaryota; Metazoa; Cnidaria; Anthozoa; Malacalcyonacea; Plexauridae
Source: the annotation of a GenBank genome assembly
AUGACAUCUGAAAAGAAUCGACUGGUCAAUUAUGUUGAAUUUAAGCAACCUUGUAAAGUGAAUAUUGGCGAUGAUCGCACUAUAUUUGCAUUUGGUAAAGGAACUUAUAAUCUUGUAGCCGAUUUGGGUAACGGACGUACCCAAAACAUUGCUCUCAAGAAAAUUCUGUACUUACCUGAUCUGAAGAAGGAUCUGUUAUCUGUCCAAGUAAUGGGAAAGUUAGGUGCAUUAAUUCAAUUUGAUGGUGUCCAAUGCAAGAUAGAGAGAAAUUCAAAUCUGCUAGCUACUGGUGAGCUGCAUGGUAAGCUGUACAUGCUGAUGAUUAUUCCUGGAGUGGAGUAUAUCAAUGUUGCGAGAGGAGCACCAAAUAAGAAUUUGUGGCAUUGUCGAUUUGGACAUUUAGGAAUGAACGGUAUUUCUAAAUUGAUCAAUGAGAACAUGGCUGAAGGAAUGAACUGUUCUGACCAUGGUAAAGAAUCAUCAUUAUGUGAAUCAUGCGUGAUGGGAAAGCAACACCGCACACCAUUCCCAAAAGAUACCCGACACCGAGCAAGUGAACUGUUUGAAAUCAUUCAUACAGAUGUCCGUGGUCCUAUGCAUGUAAAAUCAUUUGGGAUUUCAAAAUACUUUGUUACAUUUAUCGAUGACUAUUCCAAGUAUACACAGGUGUAUUUUCUUAAGAGUAAAGAUGAAGUCCUUGAGAAAUUUAAAGAGUUUGUGAGCUACGUUAAUACUCUUGGAAAGAAGGUGAAAGUUCUACGAUCGGACAAUGGCGGCGGGUAUUGCUCCAAAGCGUUCAAGGAUUACUUGAAAGAACAUGGAAUCCUACAUCAAACAACAGUUCCGAACAACCCUGAACAGAACGGUACCACAGAACGCAUGAACCGUACUCCACUAGGAGCUGCUCGUUCGAUGAUGUAUCAAGCUAGUAUGCCUAAAGAAUUCUGGGCUGAAGCGGUGAACACUGCAACGUAUACACGAAACCGAAGUCCUAUUAAUUCUUUGAACAAUGCUACACCAUUCGAAUGCCUAUUUAAUCGCAAACCAGAUGUAUCCAAUUUAAAGGUAUUUGGCUGUGUGGCAUAA